Messenger RNA from Pseudopipra pipra, 1265 nucleotides. RefSeq names its product serine dehydratase like (gene SDSL). The transcript is spliced from 8 exons. Gene Ontology annotation, biological process: L-serine catabolic process; L-threonine catabolic process. Gene Ontology annotation, molecular function: pyridoxal phosphate binding; threonine deaminase activity; L-serine ammonia-lyase activity. Lineage: Eukaryota; Metazoa; Chordata; Aves; Passeriformes; Pipridae. The coding region runs from base 187 to 1170 and encodes 327 amino acids. The record is from RefSeq and is a predicted model, not a curated record.
UGCUGAGCAAACAGAAGGGCCGGGGCAAUGUCUGACCGCCGCCCCUUGCGCGGCUGAGCACGGGGACCGGCACGGCCCCUCCGACGUCACCUCUCCCUCCUCUGUCCCCCAGACUCGGCGGCGGGUGAGCAGCUGGGGACACGCAGCGAGGCCCCAGGGGACACCAGAGCAUCCAUCACCAGGGCCAUGGCAGCCCAGCCUGGUGGGGGCCAGAAGCCCUUCCAUGUCGUCUCACCCAUCCUGGAGAGCCUGCCCCUCUCCAAGGCAGUGGGCACCAAGGUCUUCAUGAAGCUGGAGAACGUCCAGCCCACGGGCUCCUUCAAGAUCCGGGGCAUCGGGCACCUCUGCCAGGAGGCUGCCAAGAAGGGCUGCCGCCAAUUCGUCUGCUCCUCAGGGGGGAAUGCUGGUAUGGCAGCAGCAUAUGCAGCCAAGAAGCUGGGGCUGCCCAUCACCGUGGUGAUCCCCAGCACCAGCGGCCCCAUCCCCAAGCGCAAGCUGGAGGAGCUGGGGGCGACCGUGGAGGUCUAUGGCAAGGCGUUUGAUGAUGCAAACAAGAGAGCCCAGGAGCUGUUGAAGAUGGAGGGCUGCGUCAGCAUCCACCCCUUUGAUGACCCCUUGGUGUGGCAGGGUCACACCAGCCUGGUCUGGGAGCUGAAGGACUCUCUGGAGACCAAACCAGAUGCCAUCGUGCUGUCGGUGGGUGGUGGGGGGCUGCUGGCUGGUGUCGUGGAGGGCCUGCACCAGGUGGGCUGGCAGGACAUCCCCAUCAUCGCUGCUGAGACCCACGGAACCCACAGCUUCCACGAGGCACUGAAAGCUGGCCGGCUGGUCACCCUGCCUGAGAUCACCAGUGUGGCCAAGUGCCUGGGAGCCAAGACAGUGGCAGCGCGGGCGCUGGAGUGUGCCCAGGAGUGCCAGAUCAUCUCCCAGGUGGUGGAGGACACAGAGGCUGUGAGGGCUGUGGAGCAGUUCCUGGAUGACGAGAGGAUGCUGGUGCAGCCGGCGUGCGGGGCCGCCCUGGCCACGCUCUACACGGGGCGGCUGCAGCGGCUGCAGCGAGAGGGGAAGCUGCGGACCCCGCUGGGCUCCGUGGUGGUCGUGGUCUGCGGGGGCGGCAACAUCAACACGGCACAUCUGCGAGCCCUGAAGAGCCAGCUGGGGAUGGAGUGACACCCACCCCGAGGCAGGGGACGCGACAGAGCCUGGCUGGCACCCUCUGCUUGCUUUCCCUCCGAAAUAACCAAAAUAAAGCCUGGUGGACGCAG